CUGAGGUACAAAAGUAAUCUGAGUACAGAGUAAGAGGGCAGCAGAGACCCCUUAAGAACAGAUGUUGACGGAGCUGCCGCUGCAACCGCUGCUGCCGCUGCAACAAGAGACGAGACGCGUCUUGGAUCACAAAUAGGAAUGCAGGGCGCAUGCGCACUGUGCUCCGUUUACUGUAGGAUAUUCACCGUGGAGGAAAAAAGAGGGCAGGCGACAAACCAGGCUUUUAAUAAGAGCAAAAAGCCGACCAGGGCAAUGUGAAUAACUCCGAGCAGGAACAGAUAAGGAUUUUUACCAACAGGUGUCUUUUUUCUAGGUGUGAUGAGACAAAGGAACAAAAGGAUGCCUUAGCAGAGAGGGUGCCUAUAUGCCUGGAAACCUCUUCAAAGCACACCGCCAAAUGGAUACAACGCCUCCCCCUGCUGCCGCUAGAUCAUGAUACUUGGCUGAAGCUGUUCCGCUAUCUUUAUGAUCCCUCCUCCAUCUAUGGCGAACUAUAGCCAUGCAUUGGACCACACCAUCUUGCAGAAUGUCUCUCCUCUCGCCACGUUCCUCAAAUUGACCUCUCUCGGUUUCAUCAUCGGAGUCGGUGUGGUUGGAAAUCUGCUGAUCUCCAUCCUGCUGGUCAAAGACAAGAGCCUGCACCGAGCACCCUACUAUUUCCUGCUGGACCUGUGCGCCUCUGACAUCCUGCGCUCGGCUAUCUGCUUCCCCUUCGUCUUCACUUCGGUCAAGAAUGGCUCUGCCUGGACCUACGGCACGUUGACCUGCAAAGUGAUCGCCUUCCUGGGUGUGCUCUCCUGUUUCCACACGGCGUUCAUGCUCUUCUGUGUCAGCGUCACCCGCUACCUGGCUAUCGCUCAUCACCGCUUCUACACCAAGAGACUGACCUUCUGGACCUGCCUGGCGGUCAUCUGCAUGGUGUGGACGUUGUCGGUGGCCAUGGCGUUCCCACCGGUGCUAGACGUAGGGACGUAUUCCUUCAUACGGGAGGAGGACCAGUGCACCUUCCAGCACCGCUCCUUCAGGGCGAAUGAUUCGCUGGGCUUCAUGCUGCUGCUGGCGCUCAUCCUCCUGGCCACACAGCUGGUUUACCUCAAGCUCAUCUUUUUCGUCCACGACCGUCGGAAGAUGAAGCCCGUCCAGUUCGUCCCUGCCGUCAGCCAGAACUGGACCUUCCACGGGCCGGGCGCCAGCGGCGGGCAAGCCGCGGCCAACUGGCUGGCCGGAUUUGGCCGCGGCCCCACCCCGCCGACUCUGCUGGGCAUCCGGCAGAACAGCAACGCGGCCGGCCGCAGGCGUCUGCUGGUGCUGGAUGAGUUCAAAACAGAGAAGAGGAUUAGUAGGAUGUUCUACAUCAUGACGUUUUUCUUCCUGGCGCUCUGGGGCCCCUAUCUGGUCGCCUGCUACUGGCGGGUGUUUGCAAGGGGCCCCGUUGUCCCGGGAGGCUACCUGACGGCGGCGGUUUGGAUGAGCUUUGCCCAGGCUGGGGUCAACCCGUUCAUCUGCAUCUUCUCCAACAGGGAGCUUCGGCGCUGCUUCAGCACCACGCUCCUCUACUGCAGAAAGUCCAGGUUACCAAGGGAACCCUACUGCGUUAUAUGAAGGUUUUUCUUUCUGUUUUUUGGUGGCUUUUUCCUCAUCUAUAUCUCUAUGUCCCUGAUUGAUCUUGAUCUGGGUUCGUUUCCCACUGUACAGCGCCCCCUAACCUCUGUCUGUUUUCCCCCGUCUUUAUUCCUCAUCCUCCAGUUUUCCUCCUGCUCCUCCGUCACCUGAGCCUCUUCUCAGAGGUGAGAGGUGGGCUGCCGAUCUCAAGGCUCUUUCGAGGAUGCUUGAAUAUGACGUGUGUUCAACAUGGAGGCUGAAGGGAAUGGGGAUGUGCAGAGGGCCUGGCCCCCCCUCCUGUGUUUAUGUUGUAGUAAACAGACAACUGUGGAAGGCCAUGCCAAUGCAGAGAAGCAAAAAGUUGUUAAAAAAAAAAGGAAGAAGAAGACGAAGAUGAUAAAGUAAAAAAAAAUAAGAUUUCAACAGAAAAGUGACAACUUUUUUCCUGUGGAUACGUGGGAGACGCGUCGUUCUGUGAGGGUGUGAAAUACAUUUAACAUGAAUAGUUACGGAGAAAAGAACAAAAACAAAGAAACAAUACCUCUCAAGGAAUCACUGAAAAUGUUUUACAUUUUAAGAGUUGCACUAAAAAGAAGAUGUAAAGAUGCUUUUUUUUGUUGUUGUUGUUUUUUGGGGGGAUCAACCGUUGCCACUUGGACGAUUCUUGUCUUUUUUUGUUUUUUCUUCUUCUUUUUUUUUCCUCCCCAGAAUAACAAUGAAUGCUUUAAUUUGCAACAGACUUCACAAUCGCUGUAAGUAGAGCAAAACUCGGUGACUGUUGGAAUACAACCAUCCCGAUGAGGAUAAAUGGUUUUAAUGUAAGUGAUGAUCUUUUUCAU
This is a messenger RNA of Cynoglossus semilaevis (tongue sole), 2441 nucleotides long. It is a transcript of the gene gpr85, whose product is annotated as G protein-coupled receptor 85. Gene Ontology annotation, molecular function: G protein-coupled receptor activity. The record is from RefSeq and is a predicted model, not a curated record. The transcript has 3 exons. The coding region runs from base 466 to 1602 and encodes 378 amino acids. Gene Ontology annotation, cellular component: plasma membrane. Gene Ontology annotation, biological process: G protein-coupled receptor signaling pathway. Lineage: Eukaryota; Metazoa; Chordata; Actinopteri; Pleuronectiformes; Cynoglossidae.